Orussus abietinus is the source of this 5719-nucleotide messenger RNA. RefSeq lists its product as uncharacterized. The record is from RefSeq and is a predicted model, not a curated record. Gene Ontology annotation, molecular function: protein binding. The coding region runs from base 310 to 3765 and encodes 1151 amino acids. NCBI's taxonomy places the organism in Eukaryota, Metazoa, Arthropoda, Insecta, Hymenoptera, Orussidae. The transcript has 17 exons.
GCGUCGUUUCGCAGAGCUCGUCCCGGGAUGCGGUGCCGGUCGCCUCCGCUCGCCACGCGCGCCCCCGCGACCCGCUAGUCUCUCCCGAGACUCGCCGGGAGUACCUCGUCCCGGAGUCCGCUCGCGAGGAAUGCCGGGUAACGGUCGCCGGGUCCGCGCCGACGCCGACCCGUGAAGUCGAGCGCCGUCAGUGCCGCGUCCGCGCUCCAUCCGACGCCAAACAGGUCCCCGCCGUUCCCCCCGCGAGUGCAAGUGCAAGGUCGGGGGUGAUGCCCCCGGCUGUUCCGUGAGCCAAGUGCACCCGGAGCCAUGACCAUGGCCAGCAACAUCGUCGUCGAGUGGCUCCGCUCCCUCCACCUGGGCCAGUACUCGGAGUCCUUCAUCGACAACGGGUACGACGACCUGGAGAUCUGCAAGCAGAUCGGCGACCCCGACCUCGACGCCAUCGGCGUCUUCAACCAGACCCACCGGGCCAGGCUGCUGCAGUCGGUGAAGACCCUCCGCGAGGAGGGCGCGGCCAGCGUCUAUUUCACCCUGGAGGAGACCAACGAGUGCCUCUGCGACAACGUCAGCUCCAAGUCCUCCAGGACCUCCUCCGAGAGGCCGCCGAGCGACAAGGAGGCCCAGCGGGCCUCCCCCACCGCCAGCUCCUCCAGCGGGGGCCAGGAACUCACAAAGUUCGCCGACGAGUACGAGGAGGGCAAGGCCGAGCUCGUCCGCAUACCCAGGAUGCAGCUCAGGAUGCUCAUCCAGGAGAAGCUGCGCCACGACGGCAUCCGACUCGCCUGCCAACCGUACACGACUCCGCACGAUGCGGUAGAGAGGGAGACCACGGUAGACGCCAAUAGUGACGGUUCCGGGGAGAAAGAGGAGGGUACACGGUGCUGGGGGGCCGAGAGUUGCACCGAGGAAUUACAGGAGGGCGAGAGGGGGUACUUGGAGGGACUCGCUUCAAGGUAUGCAGACCUCUUCAGAACGCAUUACGGCGAUGUCCUGGAGCCGCUCGAGGAGUUGCGGCGCCGCGAAACAAAUGCCUCCCCCAGAAUGGCCAACACUCAGCUCACCACCAGUCAUUCGCAACCCAUUUACGUGCCCGGGAAAUACUCGCCGUCGAGUUGCCUCAGCGACAAAGAGGAGGACGAGAUCUACGGAUUCGGGUACGGCGUCUUCGGUCGGCAGAUGCUGCAGCAGAGACAACAGAAACUCGCCCUGGCCACUCAGAAUGCAACGACGCCGGCGCCGGGUGUGCACCAGCAGCCCAACUACCAGAGUUGUCUGAGCCCGAGAUCUGCCUUCUUCUACGAGUUCCCGCCCAACGAACAAGGACAGAACACCAGCAAGAAGAAGACGACCUUCUCGAGGCUGCUGAGGGGUCUGAAGACCCACAGGAAGGAGAAGCAGGGCCAGUCGCAAGGAUCCCCCAGGCACGCGAGGACGACGAGGAUGGGCGCCGUCCCCCAGAGGGACACGUCCUUCGUUGAGUCCCCGACGUUGGGUGGCGGCCAACGGGGCGCGAACUGGCAAAAAAGGCUCGUACCACUUCAUAAAAUGUCCCACCUCGUUCAGGUGGAUACACCUGACAGUGUCCUGCAGAGCGGAUUGGGCCUGGGACCGGAUAUGGGGCACACCAUCCUCAGGUCCAUGGUGGACCCCAGGGACUACGAUCGUCUGAGGUAUCUCCAGAUGAACGGGGGACAGCCCAACAGCUUCGAGGAGACCAUCCAAAGGCUGAAGGUCCAGGAGGCUUUGAGGAAGAAGGAGCGAUUUCACAAGGAACACGAGGAGAUACUCAGAGACAUCCGACAGGGUCUGAUGCAGCUGGGACGAGAUGGCAGAGGUCAGCUUCCAGGAGAUGACACCUACAUGUACGACGAGGACGCGAGGUGCGGAGGUGCGGGAGGCCUCGGUCCAGGUCCAGGAGGUCAACACUGGUACGACGAGCCCCCUUACGAGUCCGACCCGGAGGACUUCCUGAUGGGAGCAAGUGGAGGUCCGGUUCCGACCGCGACCAUUCAGAACGGAAGGGUGUGCUUCACCUUGAAUCUGAGGCCGGAGAACCGAGGAGAGGGUGUGAUAUCCUUGAGGACUGCCGGGGACAUCAGCCUCCCGAGGGACCGCACCAGGAAGGCCGCCAUGUCCACCAUGAGGGGCCUCAUCCUUCCUCAGGGCCACAACAACCCUCCCACCAUCAUCCCGUUGACGCACUCCAGGGCUUCCAGGGAAAGCGGCGACUACGCCAGCAGCGACGUCCAGAGCCGGAGUAGCGGCGAGGAGGGCUUGUCUCCGUGCCAGAGCAGCGACUACGAGGAUCAAGAAGAAUUAGAGAGCCAACACUCGGCAGCCGUCCAUACAUCCGAGGCGAGCGCCCUUCUGGAAGGAGACGGCAGGGCCGGCAUAGCGGGACGGGCCAGGAACCUCAGGCACGACGUCCAGAGGAAGAUCUCGAGACUGCGCCAGGAUAGGGCCUCCUCCGAGGCCUUUCCUUGCAGUGCCAGCAGCGUCGAGAGUCUUCCCAGUGGAAGCGGGUCCAGCACCCAGGCUCUCGUCAGGGCUGGGAGCAAUCACAGCUCGAUAUCCUGCGAGGAUCGCGACGCGGUGAGCCCCACGGCCAUUGGUCCGGUCCUCUGCAGAGCCAGAGCCCUGGUGGACUACACGCCGAGUCCUUACGACAAGGACGCCCUGAAAUUCAAGAAAGGAGACGUCAUCGACGUGGUGCAGAUGAACACCAGCGGUCUCUGGAAGGGCGUGGUCCACAACAGGGUGGGGCACUUCAAGUUCAUCAACGUGGAGAUCCUGAACGAGAGGGUGCCUCGAAGAGGGGAGCCCGAUCGAGGGAAGUGGAGCCAGAGGUACAGACAGAAGCCCGGGUCGGUGGAGGAGCUGCUGCAGAGGAUGAACCUUCAGGAGCACAUCUCCGUGUUCGUCCUGAACGGGUACGAGGACCUGGAGCUGUUCAGGGAGGUGGAGCCUGCGGAUCUGGACUACCUCGGGAUCCACCAGCCGGAGCACCGGACGAAGAUCCUGACGGCGGUCCAGCUGCUGAACGACCUGCAAUCCGGCAGCGAGGGGGACCUCGCCUCCAGCUCGGAAGGCGACGAAGUGAGUCGCCUGGCUCUGACUUCCGGCCAGACGUCCGGGCACUGCUCGCCCUUCGGUCGAAGGCAGUUCCCUAGGGACUCCGGGUGCUACGACGCCCACAAGAACCCCACGAGGCGCGCCACCAGCCCCGAAGGGAAGAAGCUCACCCGGGAGAACAACCUGGACUCUUCCGGCCAGGCCAAGUGUCCGGACAACCCCGCUCUGGAGGCCAAGGAGGACUUCCAUCCUAACAUCCCCAUCACCGGGGGAGUCCCCAAGGAGACCCAGUUCGAGAAGUCGCCGCUCCUUCGGGGCGGGAACGUCAGGUUCAUCGCGAAGAGGGGCAACUUCGGGGAGACCGUCGUCAUCGAGGACGCCAACGAGAGCGGGCACAAGAUGAGCAUGGUGAAGUACGUCGUGGGGGGUAGCUCCGACCUGGGGCUCGGCUGCGAGAGCGGGAACGCGACGGCCACCCUGGGCCAGAGGGGCUGCCUAAGCGAGAAGUCCAGCGAUUCCGGGGUCAGCUCUUCCAGCCUCAGUUCGGCGCCUCCACCGAGGGACAAGGCACUCGUCGCCGCGGCUGCGGCGGAUUCCCCCACCAAGAGCUUCGGCAACUUCAGCAGGGGGUCCCCCACCUCCCAGGGCUCGGGCGGGAAGAGCCAGACCGCCGAAGGAGGGUACCAGUAACAGGGGGUGUCCCGGACGCGCCGACGACCUGACCUCGCCCAACAGGUGGGGAGAUCCAGACUCGUCGUCCUCCCGGAAUGGGAGGGGGAGGAGUAGCCCAGGGUCCUGCUCCGGACGAAGGCCCCGAUGACGAGCACCUCCUCCAUCCGGAUCCUCCGCCGCACCGGAAGCGUCGGGAGGGACGUCCUCCGAACGUCCGUAGUCGCCCCGAAGACCCCCCACGGCGUAGACUAGCUCUAAGGGUCGGUGGUCCCGGAACCCCGCGUCCUGGGGGACGGUCCAGGACCCGGGGUUAAUUCCCCGCGAUUAAUUCGUAAUCGUCUCUAGCAAUUAAGUUUUAUGUGAUACGAUAGCAAUAUAGGUCUCGACUUAGCCGACGAGACGUAAGGCCGGAACCUUGCGGCGAUUCCGCUCCGGUUCGACCCCCGCGAGCAAGGGUAGGCAGUGGCGGAGGACGCCGAGCGUCGCGGCGGUCGGCAUUUUUAUUUUUAAUAUCCUUGAUAUCGGUUAUCAUUUUUAUUAUCCUCCGCGCGAGGAGGGACAAGACGAGCCGCGCCGUCUCGGCGUCGCGACGCUCGGACCACCUCCGACUAUCGACAAUCUCCACCAUCGAUGCACUUAGUUCUUCUCUCACGCGAUGGUGAACUUUUUACCCUGUAUAGUGACUGUCGGGGAUGACGUUUUAGGGAGCCGCCUGUAAAUAUAGGGAAAAGGGAAAAUUAAUCCGGGGAACGGAGCGAGAGGGCCUUGCGACGUUUUGUAUCAAACCUAUCUUUGCCAAAACCUAAAACUAGAUUAUAUACAUGAAUAUAUAUAAAUAUAUAUAUAUAUACAAAUAUACAAUAACGUUGAUCCUGUGUACAUCUUUUGUAUAGUGUAAAGUCAUAGACCGGUAUACAUAUGUAGGGGGGCGAUUAAUAACCGGGGAAUUAAUUUCGUUCCACCCUCGCGGGCUCUUUGAAUGUUACUAGAGUGGCCUGGGGAAAUCGAGGUGGGAACUAUAUAUCCGGGCUUUGAUCGAAAGCUCCGACUGAUCGCAAUAGACAAUUAUUAAAAGCCGGAGAGAAGAAACGACUGUCCGCCGCCCACACUGCCACCCCACCGCGUGGGGGAUUUUUCUUUCUUUAAUUUUUUUUUUUUCUUUCACCCCCUAGCGAGUUUCUCCAUUUUCCUUUCCUUUUAUUCCUAGCGACCUGAUCGCUGAGCGAUCGCGGAAAUUCUGUAUGGGAAUCGCGGUGAGCGGAAUAUACGCGAUUUGCGGGAAAUCGAAUCGUGGUCCGAGCGGAGGGGUAGAACCGAUUUUUAAGGGAGGUUGGGGGCGGAGGUUUAGGUUAAUUCGUUGGCCGGACCUCGCUAUAGAAUUAUCCGUUCCAUAAGAUAUUAGAUUCCGUAGAGGGAGUAAGAUGUUAACUGGUAACGAGUUUAUGAGAUACGUAUAAAUAGACACAAUAGUGAUUUUAUUAGCUCGGAUGGAUAAGCUGCGCUCGGUGUAAAUUCGAUUCUAAGUAGGUCUAAUUAGCCAUAAGCGAACCCCCGGGUUUAUUAAACGGAGAUUGCGAGUCUUGUUUAAGUACCGAUCGGCGGAUUUUAUGAUUACGAUUACGCACUUCCUUCGGGAACGAGCUAGGCGUGAUUUAUGCGUGAUUUAUGCAGAUCCCGAGGACGCGCUCCACGAACGCCUGAUAGAAGAGGGGAAAAAAAAGGAAAAAAAAUAUAUAAACAAUGAAAUUUCAUUACUUAGCGGUCUAGUCCAUUGUCGCGAAGUUAACGAUAUUGUAAAUAAAUCUAGGGCGAUACCUUUUUGUAAGCUGAUUUUGUAUUUAUUGAUUAUCGAUUGCGGGCCUAGAGGAAACGGCCACCCUUAUGAUUCCUCCUGUUUCUCCUAUACCUAUAAUUUCGACGAUGAUUGUUAAUUUAUUGACUGUGAAUAGAAAUAAACGAUCGAAGUAUCAAC